GGAAAUCGAGGAGAAAGCAGCGACAAACGUCGCCAGCGGAUACAUUAUCGCCUCAAAAACCCUUGGAUUUAUGUAAUAUUCGGUGAACUGACUUGUAUAUUGAUUGUAUAUCCCUUCGCCUUGUGGAUGAGAUAGUGUUCAACGUUUUCCAAGCGUGAAUCUCCACCUUAAUGCGGUGGGAUGGCCACAGUGCCGCCUGGGCCUAGUAGCGCACUGCCUGCAUCCCCGGCUGAAAUUCCUCCUUUCCCCGGGGCUGGGGGCGCGGAGCCGGCGGGGGAAGGCGGAGAGUCGGCCUACCACAGGGGGGACUGUGCACCCGCCGAUACAGGGAAGAAGUCGCAGCCUGUAAGCGAAGUCAACACGUCGGUUAAGAAUAAGCAGAAAAACAUGCUAGCGCGAGCUAGCCCGGCGGCGCUGCACCUCAAAAUGCAAGCCCGAGAGCAGCAGCAGCUAAACGGCUUGGCCAGCCCCUCAGAGGACGCUGACAGCCACCAACACACAGGGAACCGGCCAGACAAUCCGAGACCGUCCGUGGACAACUGUGACAGCAGCAGCAGCGGCAGCAACGAGGAGGCUCCAGCCGCUAGAAACAAUAGUGAGCAUUGCCAACACGAAGGCCACAGCCCCUUCUCCAAAAACGGCAGUCACUCUCCCCUGGUCAACAAUAGCAUGAACGGGAUGCCGGGUUUCACAAGAACUGAGGCGGACCACAGCCACGCCGGGGACGAAGGGAAAGAGGAGUUUGACCAUACAGAGCCGCCGAGACCACCGAGCGUCGAGCCGCCGGACGCUGCCGGGCCCGGCGGAGAGGACAGCCCCGCUGACCCGCAGCAGCCGCCAGCCGCGGAGCUGGCCCGGCUGGACCUGAGCAGCUCUCCCGGCCGAGCAGAGGAGGAGAGCCACGGCAUCCGCUAUGUCCGCUACGAGUCCGAGCUACAGAUGCCGUGGAUCAUGAGACUGAUCACCAAGGACUUGUCUGAGCCUUAUUCAAUUUACACGUACAGGUACUUCAUCCACAAUUGGCCGCAGCUCUGCUUUCUGGCCAUGGUGGAGCAGGAGUGUGUCGGAGCCAUAGUAUGUAAGCUUGACAUGCACAAGAAGAUGUUCCGCCGUGGCUACAUUGCCAUGCUGGCCGUUGACUCGAAACACAGAAGGAAAAGCAUCGGUACUAAUCUGGUGAAGAAGGCCAUCUAUGCCAUGGUGGAGGGUGACUGUGACGAGGUUGUAUUGGAGACUGAAAUCACCAAUAAAUCAGCCCUGAAGCUGUACGAGAACUUGGGUUUUGUCAGAGACAAGCGGCUGUUCAGAUACUACCUGAACGGAGUGGACGCGCUGCGGCUCAAACUGUGGCUCCGCUAGAGGAAAGAAGAGGGGACGGGGGAGGACGGGACAGCGGGUGCUGUUCACCUCGUACACUAUCAGCUUGACAGCCUGAGCUCUGCCCUGGUCAUUUCACUCUUAUACACACACACACACACACACACACACACACACACACACACACAGGAGUAUGCACAUAGGUAUGCAUAGAUGUGCAACCACACCCUCUUUUUGUCCUUGACCUCUGAACAACAGUUUGUGUAGGCAGACAUGGACUAACAUCCCACCUGAUGUUUUCAUGAAGGGGCCCCUGAUACUUUCUGUGACGAGGAGGGGGGCGAGUGAGGGUGGUCUCUGGGAUGACCUUGACUGGGGACUAGGCGACCUUUUUGACCUUCAAGCUUGGAUGCCGCUUUGACCGGGACGCGAGGCAGCUCAAGUGAGGACGCGUGUCCGAAACCCCAGAGGACAUGGCACCACACCAAAUCCUCCUGCAGAACACAGGACGAACACAGACUUAAAGAAAACGACAACACGUGAAGCAAGGAAGCAGGGCGGUAAAAACAGACUGGGAAGAAAAUAUUUGUGGAGUUUAUUUUUGUGUUUCUUUUUUAACCUUGUAAGUUGGACAGUUGAUGGAAAAGCUAUAGUAUGACUGUGUGUUUGUGCCGCCUCUUUAUUUUUUUUUUUUUGGGAGGUGUUUUUGUGUGCAUGUGUAUGUGGCGUGGUUGGUCUCACUGUGAGCAAGUGUGCGAGCGCAUGCUUGGUUGGAGUUGUGCGAACUGUCGUAUGUUUUUGUUCCCCACCCUGUCCAGUGGGCGCAGCCGCUCCCUGCUGCUGUUUCCAUCACCUUCCCCGGCCUCCAGGACUGAAGCCUGUAAAGAUAUGCAUGCAUUUAUUUUAAUACGAGUGCGGGGGAAAGCAAGUGCGUGUUGAUGAACCCAGUCUGAGGCUAACCCUCCGAGCCCCUCCCUGUGUUUGGUGUUAGCAUGUUGGUGCAGAGCAGUUGAUCGACACAAGUCACUCCAUUAGCACCUCAAACCUUGCCCAGCUGGUGGAUCUGCCACCUUUUCCCUUCAGUGUCCUUCACUGAAUCUCAUCAUCAAACAGUAUAUGUGAGGAGCGCCUCUUCAGAGCUCGUUUUUUUCCCCAAAUGCACUGCCAGCUGCUACAAAAUUCCCAAAAAGGAAAAAAAUGGAGUCUCUCAAAGAGACUCCUUGCCAACAACGGUGUGGUCAAACACAUCCUAGCCGCCUCAGUGUGCUCCUUUUUACAUUCGUCUCUCUCUUUCUCCUCAUUGCAAGUGCCACUCAAUCCAUCAGCACUCUCGGCCACAACUGCAGGGAUCUGCCCGCUAACAGGCUUCACACGGCAGCCUCGGUCGACCUCUGGUCUGCGCCUGGCACCAGACCGGAGGCGAGGCGUUACAUAUGCUGGUUUCCUGUUUGAGUAUGCUGUGUGUGCGUGUGUGUGUGUGUGUUUAUCUCUUGAUAAAAAGGAAAAAAAGACGAGUAUUCUUAGCAGAUUAUAUUUUAUUCUUGUGUUCGCUUUCAGUUUAUUUAGAUUGUCUACUUUACACCUGUAUAACCUCAUGCUGCUGCAAAAGCGGCUGAGUCAACAAUGCACUUCCCAGGUGCCCUAACCCGAUGCACAACCAACCUCGCUCACAUCAUGUCAUAGAUGCACCCGGACGUUCCAAUCCACACUAAUUAAGGCAAAGAGAGUUUGCUUCAGCCGCUUCUGUUUGUUCUUUAAAAAGUAAAAUGAACAAAGGUCGGAUGCACUUCUUUGGAAAUUGCUGCAGUGUGUAUGUGUACGUAUGAAUGAGUCUGUGUGUGUCUUGUUGUUUUGACAACGGUGUGGAUCUGUUCUGUUAGACUUUCAUUUCUCUGCUUUCAGAGGCCCCCGCACAGGAAAAUCAGAGCCUUUUGAGUUGCUGUGUUUUGCUCCAGCCUUAUAAGGACGACAGGAAGGAACAAAUCACACCUUUAAAAAAAAAAAAAAAAAAAAAAAAAAGCGUUCCAGGAUGCAAGUUCGUGCUCAAUGAGACGCAGAGGGGCAGGAGACCGUUGAGAGGUUGAGAGUUGAGGGGAGAAUAAACCCUAAAUCAAAAUUUGUACGGCCAACUACAUCAAGGGUUUUAAAUGCAAUAUUGAGUAAACUUUUUGCUUCCUUUUAGCGCCUCAAAUUAUGCAGUUGGACAUGUGUGAUUUUUGUCAUGCCCACAAUAUUGAGAGUAGAAAGCACUGCAAGACACUGCCAUGUGGCACAACUGACAGACAGAGUAAAAUCUACAGAUUCUUACAGAACAAACAGAAGUCUCCAGGGAACAUUCAUGGUAGUCAGAUAAUUUAAAGGUAGAUGAGUUAGUCUCUAUGAGUGACACUACAGGACUGCGUUCAUGUUUUGGGUUGAUUUCCCCUUUAUUUCAGCUGAUGUCUCACCCCAGGAGUCCAGGACUGAAAGGGAGAGUAGAUGUUUACAGAGUUUCCACCCACAUGCAAGUUUGUGUCUGUGUGCAUUUGGAGCAAUUGAUCAGAUGAACUAUAUUUCUUUCUUCUUUUUUUUCCCCCAGAUUUGUAUAUGAGUGUUGUUCUAUAUACUGAGCGCAUGUUUUUUUUGUUUGUUUGUUUGUUUGUUUUUUCGUGAAUCGUCUGUUGGGAAGGGGGCGGUUUGGGUUGAUUUAUCGGAUUUGAUUUUUAUUUUUAAUUUCUGUGCUACUUUGGCCCAUCAAAAGGUGUUCUGAGCAGUUCAAAGUGGGCAUAUGGAAGUGCUCUACACCCGAACACCAACUAAUAUCUUUGCUGCUCAUCUGACACUGUUUCGAUUUUAAAUUAUCACCCUGUGUUAACUGGUUUAUUUUGGAGACAUCUGUCCCUGUGUUUGACACUUUUUUCUCCCUUUCUGUGUCCCCUCACUGUCCCGGCCUUUUCCUCUUUUACACAGUGACUACUGAUGGAUGAAAGGACAGGAUAUAGGUAACACUUUACAGAAUUAACCUACUGUAUAUCCAUCUUUCUAAACAGUUGUCAGUAUGAGGAGGUGUUGUAGACUUUGAAGGAAAAGGGUCUGUUGUUGUUUUUCUCCUGUGUAACUCUGGCAGUUCCAUUAGGUAUAUGGGCAUUACAGCCUGUGGCAAAGAGCCAAAGGGCUCAGUUUAGACCAUGAUCACAGACCGAAGGGCUUUGUCAUCAAUAUCAGUUUGUAGCCACGGCUUGUGGUGUUGCAUAGUUCUACUCAGCUUUUUCUCUGACAAUGCAUUUGGACUGAGGUUUGACUUGACAUGCCAAUUCAGUGUUCACAGAUGUCAGAAGCAGUUUUCUUCCCUCGUCCUGGACGUCCUGCUCCAUCCAGGUGACUUACUCUAACAUUCACAACCCCACCUCUCUGUCCUCGCCUGGGGCGACAUCUGCCAUCCUACAUUUUGAGUGUUACAAUCAUAAAUUUCCCCAGAAACCAGUUUGUUGUUCAGAUAAGCAAGAUUUGUCCUGGCUGUGCCACAAAAAAACUGUGGUCCCUACAACCAACCAACCAACCAACCACAGGGGCUUCCUGCAGUCUUUCCGGGGUGGCCGGCACCGCCUCCACCGCCAUCCACAAAGUGUGCGAAGGGGAGAGCAAAAGGUUUUUCUGCAUGUCAGAUUUCUGUUUGCCCUGUUCCUCUUCCCUGUCCCCUCUCUUGAUUUUGAUCUGGAAAUGUCCGAUAGUUUUUAUUUAAUGUGGAAAAAGAACACAGAAAUAAAUUAUUUGAUUUUUUUAAUGCUGUAAACUGG
Messenger RNA from Chelmon rostratus (copperband butterflyfish), 5093 nucleotides. RefSeq names its product N-alpha-acetyltransferase 30, NatC catalytic subunit (gene naa30). NCBI's taxonomy places the organism in Eukaryota, Metazoa, Chordata, Actinopteri, Chaetodontiformes, Chaetodontidae. Gene Ontology annotation, cellular component: NatC complex. Gene Ontology annotation, biological process: N-terminal peptidyl-methionine acetylation. The record is from RefSeq and is a predicted model, not a curated record. The coding region runs from base 181 to 1359 and encodes 392 amino acids. Gene Ontology annotation, molecular function: protein-N-terminal amino-acid acetyltransferase activity. The transcript has 4 exons.